Molecule: messenger RNA, 3051 nt
Organism: Aureobasidium namibiae CBS 147.97
Lineage: Eukaryota; Fungi; Ascomycota; Dothideomycetes; Dothideales; Saccotheciaceae
Product: WD40 repeat-like protein
Exons: 3
Coding region: 1-3051 (1016 amino acids)
Biological process (GO): regulation of mitotic cell cycle; mitotic spindle organization
Cellular component (GO): mitotic spindle
Molecular function (GO): protein binding
Source: RefSeq, a predicted model, not a curated record
AUGAAUACUACACCUCGAAAAUAUCGCCAUGCCACUCCGCAAUCAGCAAACAACACACCAUUUGCUCGCAACAAUGCCACUACACCCAAUGCUCCUCGUUCGCCGAUCAAGCUUAGUAGUCGUGACCGUCAAGAGCUGGGAUUGAGUCUAAAACGCGUUAUUGGAACUACCUGCCAGUCGGUUUUCUGCUUCGAUCACUUGGCUUCGACAAGAAGUUUUGCCUAUACCGCUGGCGCAGCUGCAGUUGUCGCAACCGUCCAACCUGACGGGAACAUCACACAGCGUUUCUUCAGAGCCAAUCCUGCUCAGUUUGCGCAAAGAUCAAACUUCCCGGCCAACGUAUCUGCCUCACCUGCCGACUCAAGGCUUCGCUCCCCUCUACCACCCACCGAUCGCUCUGAAUGGAACGACGCCAAUGCAGCAAGUAGGAGCAGUGCUGUACGCGAACGUGUGAAGGCUGCCACCGCAGUAAGCUUCAGUCCAAAUGGUCGCUUCCUGGCCGUGGGUGAGACUGGAUACAAACCUCGUGUUUUGGUCUUCUCACUCGCCGACAAGUCCUUUGCCGAUUCGCCUGUGUCCUCGAUAUGCGAACAUACUUUUGGCGUCCAAUCUGUGAGUUUCGGUCCAGACUCGAGGUAUCUUGCUUCCCUAGGAACCGUGAACGAUGGAUUCUUGUACAUUUGGAGUAUUGACGAAAGAGGAGGAAAUCCUACUCUGAUCGCCAGCAACAAAUGUAUAACCAGCGUACGCCAUAUGGCCUGGAUGGGUUGUAGUCUGGUGACGGUGGGUCUCAGAUUUAUCAAGGUUUGGAGACCCAAUGACCUUCCAGCUAGUGUCAACGAGAACUCAGAAAAAGGCUAUGGACUGUACAACCGUCAGCAUAAGCCAUUAGCUGGCCGAAACACUCUUCUGGGAGACCUGCUUGACGCGACUUUCACAUGCGUGGCAUCCUUCUCUGACACAAAGGCCAUUAUCUGUACUGAUGGUGGAGAUGUUUGUAUCCUCGACGAUGAUGACAAAGCCCAACGUCUGAUCAGAGUCGCAAAUGUGGACUUUAGCAUCACUGCUGCAUGCGUUGGACCUGAUGAUAAAAUCAUCAUUACAGGGCUGGAUGGCAGUAUUGAGGUCUUCAAUCUCGAUGAGCUCUGUAGAACGCACAUAUCACCUGAUACGCCGCCCGGAUCCAGAGCAUCCUCGAAGCCGUCGAACUCGGGCUUUGUUGCUGUCGGAUUCGUAGAGGAUGCCAUAGUGACCGUGGACAACAGCCAUGGCAUUCAGCUACGACACAUAUCUUCAAAAUCUCAUGAUGAGAACUCCAACUACGCAGUGAUACAGAAGCUCCCAGCACAUUCAGACGCCGUCCUUGGAGUACGCGCUGUCAUUGCACCGAACGAACAGAACAUCGCCUUCAUCAGCUGGUCUGCCAACGGCACUGUUAUCUUCUGGUCGUCAGAGUGCCAGGCAAAAGCGAUGAUAUCCGUGUCGAUGGACCAAUAUGUCGACAUGUACAAUGUUGUCAAUGAGCUCAAGACUGUUGUGGCGUUUUCCGAUGUCUCUCACGCGGUUUCUGGUGACAAAUAUGGCGUUUUGAGAAUUUCGAACGUCGAUACUGGAGAAGAUGUCUCGCGGGUCAGGGCUCACGCAGGAGAAAUCACCGACAUUGCAAUUCACGAGGAUGCAAAACACACUCUGAUAGCAUCAAGCAGUCGAGACCGAACCAUCCAAUUCUUGACAUGGAGCUCAGGUAACCUGGAACUCUUGCAAACGCUAGAUGAGCAUGCUGGUGCAGUCACCAGUGUUCUGUUUGCCAAGAAAGGUGAACAAUUAUUAUCAUGUUCGGCCGACAGGUCUGUAGUGGUUCGAGAAGCUGCAAGACAAGGAUCUGGCCCUCCACUCUUCAUCAUUACUAGGACGAUUACACUGAAAAGCUCACCUACAUGUUUGAGGACAUCUCUGUUUGAUGACACUCUGUUGGUCUCUGCAACGGAUCGAACAAUCCAACUCGUGAGCACACGUACUGGUCGUGUCGUCUCUUGCUUCAAGGCCGGAGAUCCGGAUGGUGGAGAUUCCGUGAUCAUGUCCAGCCUGGUGCAUCUGCCUUCCACAGCAGGAUCGCCAAUCGUCGCAGGUGUAGCAGGCAGUGAUAAAUCUGUCCGCAUGUAUUCGGAAGACGGUACUCUACUCGCGAGAGAUUGGGGUCACACAGAAGGGGUCACUGACAUUGCACUGCUGAAAUCGCAUGCAGCUCCUGAUGACCUGGCAGCAAUGAAGCUUGUCACUGUUGCUGCUGAUGGCACGAUAUUCGUGUGGGCGACCACUCCCGAAAGACCUCGAUCAAGAGACUCAGACAUGGCCCCGUCAUUCGCGAGCAUAGCCCCCGGCAUCAUCUCCGCAGAACAACCACUUCGCAAAGUGAUCUCUCACAGCGAAAUUGCUAGAUUUCAACGAGCUCGGUCCAAUGAGACAGAACCCUCGGAUCCAACAGCAGCUACAGCAAGCACAGGCCUCAAGAAAAAACCUAGCCGACUGAGCAUCCGUCCACCACCGCCAAUGACGCAAAGGUUAGAGCCUUCGCCGCUGGGGACAUUGCGCAAUGGUCUGACUGUCAGAAGCAGACAACGCAGUCCGAGUCCUACACCGCCGAGCCCGAGUCCGAGAUUACCGCCUAGUCCGAGGACACACCCGAGGAACAAGAGCACUAAAGCCGAAACCAGUACCACGGGAUUCGGCAGCAUUGCAGCGUCUACAGAUCAGCUCUCUCGCAUGCUGAAGGCAUACAGACAGAAACUCGAUGGCAAUUACUCUGGGUUGACGAAUGACAAACUGCAAGAGUUGGAAAGAGAACUCGAUGCUACCGUUCAGACCGUACGGCAGAAGUUGGCAGCAGUGGGCCAUAAUGACGACAAAGCAGUUCAGGAUGGGAGUAGUGCUGCAGACGACAGCGGGACAUCGAGAACAGCAUCGUCUUCACAGGAUGCUUCGUUUGUAUCUGCUCAGACAGAAGUAGAUGGAGAGACCACGGGUGGAGCCGAGAACACUGCAUCUCGAUAA